AUGCACAUUUUUUGUUAUUCUUUCCAUUUUUCUAUUAAUUUAUUGAUCAAGAACAGAAAAAAAAAAAUGGGAAAAAAAAUAUUUUUUUUAGGUAGUUUUAGGUUGCAAAUUGAUGUUUAUUUUGUGGGGUUCUUGUUGUUAAUCAAAUUUUGAGUUAUGGGGUUACAAUCUUUUUGAUGUUAUAGAAGGUUCAAAGGGUUCAGCUGAGAAUAAAACAAAUAAAAAAAUGAUAUAAAGAUGAGAUUUUUUUGAGUGAUUCUUCAAGAAUAUUUGUGGUGUUAACAUCAAUAUAGCAAUCUGGCGUACAAUCCGCGUUAAGUAACUUUCGUCCUUGCUUUUUGAGUGUUUCUUAUUCUGUUCUCGGGUCCUGCUGUAUGCAUCUUGAAUUUUCUUUUAGCUCGGUACGUUCAUUAUGGAUAUCAGGGGUUGCAGGUACAUGUAGCGACGAGGGUUCAACUUGUUGGAAAAUUAUACUGUGAAAAUAUGGAUACGGAAAAGGAAAAAAUAAUCUUCCAUGAAAAAUACGAUUUCUUCAAUUUGAGAUAUCACGUAGAGUCUAAAGUUCUUGAAUUCUAGCUCUAGCUGUAGGAUUUUCUAAACAUACUUGGUGGCUGGAAAUGGUAGAAACAAGCAGUAAAAGUUAUUGGUUGAACUGGAGAUUCUUAUUAUUGGCAUCGGGGCUCGUCGUAAUUACAGGAACUGCAGUACGCAUAAUAUGGAAAUAUGAAGGUUCACCAAGGUCGGGAAAACAGGAAGGAGAUAGUAAGAAGAAACCGGUUGGGUUCUUGUACAAAGACGAAGCUUGGACAACAUGUCACAAAGCAAUCAAUCCCGCUUGGCUGCUUGCUUACAGGACAAUUAUGUUCUUUUUUCUCCUGUCAAUGCUCUCCACGGAUGUUUUUUUUAAUAGUACAGAUAUAUUCUUUUUCUAUACUCAGUGGACAUUCUCUUUGGUCACUAUCUAUUUUGGGCUAGGGUCUUCACUCUCCAUCUAUGGGUGUAUCCUAUAUCGAAAGGGUGUUGCUAGUGGAAAAGUUUGUUCUGUUGAUGAAGAGAGAAACGAUUCUCCAACUCUCGAGAAGAAUGCAAGUUUACCCGACGUAUCCAAGGACUUGAGUUCCGAUGAGGAAACUGAUGAUAGAGAACCUGCAGGUUAUUUGGGCUAUGCCUUUCAAAUAAUUUUUCAGAUUUGUGCGGGUGCCGUGGUUCUUACAGAUUGCGUUUAUUGGGGACUUAUCUACCCGAUUUUCUUGCCGGAUGAUCUCGGGUUAAAAUUUGUAGUUGUUGGUAUGCAUUCUCUCAAUGCUGCUACCCUGUUUGGCGAUGUGCUUCUGAAUUCUCUACGAUUCCCUUUCUUCAGGCUUGCAUAUUUUGUGCUUUAUACAUGCACAUUUGUCGUAUUCCAGUGGAUCGUCCAUAUGUGUAUCGCAACGUGGUGGCCUUAUUUCUUCAUGGAUCUCGCAUAUGAAUUCGCUCCCUUAUUGUAUGUGAUAGCUGGUGUAGCUCAUCUCCCUUGCUACGGCGUGUUUGCGUUGGUGAUAGCAUUGAAGUGUUGGUUAGCAAGAUUGUUCAAGUGGCUGAUUAGAAAGCUAUCUGGAGACAAACAAUGAGUUCAAAUACCAUCAAAGUCGAAAACAUUACUGUACACCAGUAUUUCUUAUAGCAAAUUUCUCUUUUUUUUCUACUAAUUCUUGGUGCUACUCUGAAGAAUGAGCCAGCACAAGCUUACUAUAUAUACUUUUCACCGUAACCCGGGUUCGAGAUCAUCAUGUGUGUGUGUAUAUAUAUAUAUAUAUGUAUAGUUUUUUCUUUUAUUCUCGAAACCAAAUGAAACUAGAAAGAUCCUGGGAAUUGCUCCUCUUUUUCCUUUACUUGAAGAACAAGCUAUCCGAGUUCACCUUCAAAUGGUGGUGUCUUGUUCUUCUUGUCUUUUACCCUUUAGAAGAAAUGGAAAGAUUUUAUUCUCA
Capsicum annuum is the source of this 1967-nucleotide messenger RNA. RefSeq lists its product as uncharacterized. The record is from RefSeq and is a predicted model, not a curated record. The transcript is spliced from 11 exons. Lineage: Eukaryota; Viridiplantae; Streptophyta; Magnoliopsida; Solanales; Solanaceae. Gene Ontology annotation, cellular component: membrane. Bases 618 to 1610 code for a protein of 330 amino acids.